Molecule: messenger RNA, 1485 nt
Organism: Daucus carota subsp. sativus
Lineage: Eukaryota; Viridiplantae; Streptophyta; Magnoliopsida; Apiales; Apiaceae
Product: WAT1-related protein At3g28050
Exons: 7
Coding region: 149-1252 (367 amino acids)
Cellular component (GO): plasma membrane
Molecular function (GO): transmembrane transporter activity
Source: RefSeq, a predicted model, not a curated record
AUCAAACUGCUUCCAGUUGGCCAUUUCACUCCACCUCCAAUAAUAAAAUACCCCAAAUAUCACAACACACUCCACUCUAUAAUCCCAUAAAAUAAGACCAUAGUUGCCUAAUUAUUUGUGAGUGAACAGAGUCAAGAAGUUGAUCAAAAUGGCCGGACAGAAAUACUGUUACAGAGAUGUGCUUCCUUUUGCAGCUAUGGUGACUAUGGAGUGCUUGAACGUCGGCUUGAACACUCUGUACAAAGCUGCCACCAUGAAAGGCAUGAGUGAGCAUGUUUUUGUGGUCUACUCUUAUGCUGUUGCUGCUCUCUGUCUCCUCCCUUCUCCUUUCUUCACUCCCAGAGGCAGGACACUUCCUCCGGUCAACUUCUCCAUUGUAUCCAAGAUUUGCAUCCUCGGGUUAAUCGGAUGCACAUCGCAGAUCAUGGGAUAUACAGGGAUCGGUUACAGCUCUCCAACUCUAGCUUCAGCCAUCAGCAACCUUGUCCCUGCCUUUACUUUCAUACUUGCCAUCAUUUUCAGGAUGGAAAGUGUUGCACUUAGAAGCUCAAGCAGUCAAGCCAAAGUGCUGGGAGCCAUUGUAUCAAUAUCAGGUGCAUUUUUGGUCACGCUUUAUAAAGGUCCAAGAAUCAUCCCAACUCCUUCUCUGUCUUCUUUAUCUGUUCCUCAACUCCUGAGCUCCUCAAAUUCGAACCCCAAUUCAAACUGGGUGCUCGGAGGCCUUUUUCUUACAACCGAGUAUAUUUUGGUUCCAAUGUGGUACAUUGUUCAGGCUCAAAUCAUGAAGGAAUAUCCUUCGGAAUUAACAGUUGUAUUCUUUUACAACUUAAUUGUGAGCGUACUAGCUGGAAUUGUGGCUCUGAUUACAGAACCGGAUUCAAGUGCUUGGAAACUUAAACCGGAUAUAGCACUGGCCUCUAUAAUUUGCUCUGGAAUUUUUGGGUCAUUCAUAAACAAUUCUGUUCAUACAUGGGUUUUGCGUGUAAAGGGCCCCUUCUUUGUUGCAAUGUUUAAGCCAUUGUCAAUAGCCAUUGCAGUCACCAUGGGAGUCAUUUUUCUUGGUGACACGCUCUAUCUAGGGAGUGCUAUCGGAGCCAUGAUAAUAUCUAUAGGAUUUUACACGGUAAUGUGGGGGAAAGCAAAAGAAGAGAUGGGUGUAGGACGCCUUGAUGUUGAGAGUUUAGGAUCCCCGCCAUCACAAAAAACUCCUCUACUUCAACAAAGUAGCCAGAACCAAACAUUUGUUAGUUGAUUGUUUUGGGGACAAAUAUAUGCCAUUAAGCCGCAAUCGCUUUAGAUUUAGACGAUGUUCCAUCAGCAUGGAGGAACAAUGUACUUUGUAGAUACACUCAGAAUGAGCACAAUCAACAUAAACUGUAUGAUAGAUAGCAGAUUGAGUCUCCUUGUGCCAAUGUACAGGAAAUAUUAAUGUAAUGCAGUAAAUUUCUCUGGUCGCGUGAUAAGAGAAAAAUGUGCGCGAUGUAA